Oncorhynchus kisutch (coho salmon) is the source of this 2297-nucleotide messenger RNA. RefSeq names its product T-cell differentiation antigen CD6. Bases 234 to 2105 code for a protein of 623 amino acids. Gene Ontology annotation, molecular function: serine-type endopeptidase activity. Gene Ontology annotation, biological process: zymogen activation. The record is from RefSeq and is a predicted model, not a curated record. Gene Ontology annotation, cellular component: plasma membrane. NCBI's taxonomy places the organism in Eukaryota, Metazoa, Chordata, Actinopteri, Salmoniformes, Salmonidae. The transcript is spliced from 13 exons.
ACACACUAGCUAUUUGGUGUUAUAGAGGAAAUGUGAAUUGAUGGCCUAUGCCAGAGGAACAAGAGAGGAAACCACGCAUUGUACAGGCACAGAAAAGAGCGCUCCGGAUGACAUUUUUCACACAGUUUGGGGUUAUGUAUGCAGUGAUCAGAGCUAGAUAUCAAGGGAAACUUACAUUUUCCUGUUUUCAUUGUUUUAUUUUCCAAUAGUGUGUCUGAAUAGACAAAUACACUAUGAAUUUGGUGAAACUCAUUUUAAUCCUCCAAACGCUUCAAUCUUGUCAAGCAUAUAAAGAUGACUCCUCUCAAACUGGAAAAAAUGCAUCACAAUCAGAGCUUAAUAAGUAUCAAACUGAGCCCUAUAUAACUCAACAAUCCAAUGCAUGCUCCUGGAGUCCCAGGAUCCUUAGAGAUGAGAUAUGGACUUCAGUCACAUUCACUGCAGAGUCCAGAGACCAAGUAGCCCAUCAGAUCUGUAUGGAACUUGGCUGUGGUGGAGUCUACAGUCUUAAUGAGACCAGCGCACCACCCAACAGUACCUGCCUCACAAACUGCACCUACCAUGAAUAUCGUCUUCGGAACUGUUCCCAUGUUGUGAGGAUUAAUUGCACAAUGGUGUCCGAUGUCGUUUGUGAGCAUCAGGCUGUGAGGCUGGCUGGUGGCGAGCACCGCUGUGCUGGACGUGUAGAGCUGUGGAGAGAGGGGAAGCAGUGGGGCACGGUGUGUGACGAUGAGUGGGACUUGAGGGACGCUGAUGUGGUAUGUGCCCAGCUUGGCUGUGGGUAUGCUUUGAGUGUGACAGGGCAGGGUGGUGCCUUCCCUCAGGGCAAGGAUCCCAUCUACCUGGAUGAACUGAAAUGUACUGGCAAAGAGGAAAACCUGUGGCAGUGCCCAGCGUCAGAUGAAAGCCAUGACUGUGGGCACAAGGAGGAUGCUGGGGUGGUAUGCUCAGAGCUGAAGGCAGUGAGGCUGACCGGAGGUGUGGACCGCUGUUCUGGUAAAGUGGAGAUCCACCGUAAUGGAUCAUGGGGGACAGUGUGUGAUACCUGCUGGGGGAAGGAGGAAGCCUCAAUGGUGUGUUCCAUGUUGGGCUGUGGGGAGCCAGUUCAUUUUCUAGCUUUCAUACCCCCUUUCACUCACAAUGAUAGUACCCUGUGGUACUACCAAUGCUUUCCAAAUCACACAGACCUUUGGCAGUGUAAGGAGUAUGCCAACAAGACAAUAUUGUGCGCUGACUCUAAAGCGGCUGGACUUAUUUGUAGUGGAUCACAUGGACGAUAUCUUCCAGUUACAACAGAAGCAACUACAACAGUAUUAAGCAGGAGGCCAGGCCCAGUGACUACAGUCAGUGUUUCAAAUGAUGGCUUCCCAUUCUCCAUGUCCCUAGAGCUGCUGGGGUGCAUCUCCCUUUCCUUCCUUUUGCUCAUGGCUCUGGUCACAAACGCUCUGCUUUGCUGCCACUACAGGAGGAGAGAUGCUCUCUUAGUCCAGCACCGACAUGCUAACCUGCAAACGUCAACUGAGCAUGACAACGACUACCGGGACUCUGUGAAUCUCAUCAAGGUCACAACCAGCAGCCCAACAGAAAAUGAUGUCCCAUCAAAUCCCAGAUAUCAGUGGACCCAGAGUAGUGUGGACAGCACCUCAGUGGAUACAGACUAUGAGCAGUGUGAUCUAAGCACCGAGGCAGCUGUGCAUAUGACCACCUUUCAGAAUUCUAUACGGUACAAACAAGAUACCAGGAACCCUUUUAUGAGGGUUACAGCUCUGGACAGUCUAUCUGAGGAAGUGGACUCCUUUGAUUCUUCCAGCACCUCCUCCGAGGAAUGCUAUGAAAACACAGGCAAAGAUGUAGAGAAUCUAGUGACAUCAGAAGGAAUAGAUCCAUGGCAACCUCCAGUUACCCACAAUGCAAAUAACCACCUGAUACCUUCAAGGAACCCUGAUCAAACCCAUUCACAUGACCAGGGAGUGGCUGAUGGGAACAGUGGUGAUUAUGAGGAGGAGGGCCACCUGAACUCUCCUGACCCCAACCAAUCCUCCUCAGAGGGUGACUAUGAUGACAUCGCUAACUACCUGGACUCAAACCUAGAGCAAGGCUACUGAAUGAGCUGGAAGGACCUACGUUUUACUGUAUAUGUCAAUGUUUCUGUUAAUAUAAAAGAGUGGCUAGCUAAUUGUUUGCAAUGUUUGAAAUGAUGUAUUAAUGUAUAGUAUACAUACAGUAUGUAGGUAUAUUAUGUAUGUUUUGUAUUUUGUGUUUUUAGGUGUGAUAAUAAAAAUGUAAUAUUUGUUUAA